Molecule: messenger RNA, 1437 nt
Organism: Peronospora farinosa
Lineage: Eukaryota; Oomycota; Peronosporomycetes; Peronosporales; Peronosporaceae
Source: the annotation of a GenBank genome assembly
AUGAGUGUUUCAUUCUUACGUGCAUAUCGUCUGCUUCAACAAGUGCCUGUCACUCGACGUCGUUUUCAUACGGGCAUUGUAACGAGCUUCCCUGAGAUCCCAUUCAAACUCGCUGAUAUUGGCGAAGGAAUUGCAGAAGUUGAAGUCUUGCAAUGGUUUGUCAAAAGUGGUGAAAAGGUCAAACAAUUUCAAAAUGUAUGUGAAGUACAAAGUGAUAAGGCGACAGUCGAGAUCACAAGUCGAUACGACGGAGUCGUGACUAAAGUUUACUAUGAAGUGGGUGAGAUGGCCAAAGUAGGGACGACACUUAUUGAUAUUGACGUGGACGAAGCUACAGCUCGUAAACAAGGAGGUGGCAAAAAGAAGGCGUCAUCUGGAGCACCAAUUCCCCGUAAAGCGUCUACUCUAGUCUCGAAAGACGUGGAGGCUGUAACUACUUCUGUAGUGGCAGCUACACCACUUUUGUCGAGGAUUCUUGAUGCUCCUCGUCGAGUCGGCGAUGGUGAGAAGCUCCUGACGUCGCCAUCAGUGCGACGGUUGGCUAUGGAGCACAAUAUUCAAUUACAUGAGGUUGAAGGCACGGGACCGGAUGGCCGUAUUCUAAAGGGAGAUCUACUGGAGUUCAUCAGGAUGCAAGCGGCAAAGAAGCUUUCCAGUUCUGCUACAUUGACUGACGAGACUGUUACAGCUAUGUCACUUUUUCCUGAGAAAGGACUUAAUGCAACGUACUUGCAACAAGACAUGGUAGUACCGCUGACACCUAUUCAGAAAAUGAUGACCAAGUCGAUGAACUUGGCGUUGCAGAUACCUCAUUUUGGGUAUGCCGAUGAGAUUCGAAUGGAUGCACUCUAUGAGCUCCGGAAAGAGUUGAAGCCGCUUGCCGAGUCUCGUGGUGUAAAGCUGUCUUUUAUGCCUUUCAUCAUCAAGGCUGCAUCACUGGCGUUAAGGCACUACCCUAUGCUGAAUGCUACGUUAAACGAUAGCGAGACGGAGCUCACGCUGCUUGCUUCACACAACAUUUCGGUAGCUAUGGACACACCGACAGGUCUGAUUGUACCAAACGUCAAAAACGUCCAAACGAAGAGCGUAAUCGAGAUUGCUGAAGACCUUCAUCGUCUACAGCAACUAGCGGACGUGGGCAAGCUUGCACCUAGCGAUCUGAGCGGGGGCACGUUCUCCAUAUCCAACAUCGGGAGUAUUGGCGGCACAUACAUGAGCCCCGUCCUUAUGGUUCCUCAAGUGGCAAUCGGAGCUAUUGGCCAGAUUCAGAAGCUUCCUCGGUACGACGCAGAGGGAAACGUUAAACCUGUGCGUUUGAUGAAUGUAUCUUGGAGUGGCGAUCACCGUGUGAUUGACGGAGCGACCAUGGCACGCUUUUCAAACCAGUGGAAGGGAUACUUAGAGACACCAGUGAGUAUGCUGACAGAAAUGAGUUGA